Planococcus citri (citrus mealybug) is the source of this 5035-nucleotide messenger RNA. It is a transcript of the gene Rich, whose product is annotated as Guanine nucleotide exchange factor subunit Rich. Gene Ontology annotation, cellular component: cytosol; Golgi membrane; Ric1-Rgp1 guanyl-nucleotide exchange factor complex. The coding region runs from base 116 to 4315 and encodes 1399 amino acids. The record is from RefSeq and is a predicted model, not a curated record. NCBI's taxonomy places the organism in Eukaryota, Metazoa, Arthropoda, Insecta, Hemiptera, Pseudococcidae. Gene Ontology annotation, biological process: retrograde transport, endosome to Golgi; intracellular protein transport. The transcript has 23 exons. Gene Ontology annotation, molecular function: protein binding.
AACACCUGAACCUGCUGAUAAGAUUCGAGAUUUAAUUUUCAACUCCGUUAUGUGGGCCAUGGGCCAUUAAAAUAUAGAAAUUUUCUUCAUUAUUAUGUUAUGAGUUGGUUAAAUUAUGUAUUUUCCAUUAGGAUGGCCCAAGGUAUUGAGACUAGACCCAGACAUAGUAUCUCUGAAAGAGAUAUGUUGCAACCGAGAGCGGAUUCUAUUCGCUGUUUUGACCGAUAACGCUAUAAGUAUUUGGUAUUGCAGAUACCAUGUACCUCUGGUCUCUUAUAUACGAACUCAAGAUUCCAUCGAAGAUCUAGGAACGAACGAUAAAUUAGAAUGGCGGUCCGAUUCCAGCAUGAUUGUCGUGUCUACCACUGGUGGAUGUUUGAUGUUUUUUAAACUCGGCACCGAUGAUAGUGUGAAAACCUUGUACGAAUUGGCCGACUCAGCAACACUUAGUUUACAGAGAGAUAACGAUGAUUUAUUUAUUAAAGAACGUAUCCCUGCUAUUCACUUGGUUCUGGAAAGAGAAGUAAACGUCGGAGGUGGCAUCGUUACGAUGGUUUGUAUAAGGGACGAGCUCAUGAUAUCAACGGUACGAAAUCACGUACUUAGGUAUCGUUGGGAUGGUACUCUGAAUCGAGAUUAUUGCUUGGAUCUGGGACGAAUACCGUUUUGUAUCGAUAGGCAGGUUUUCAAAGCGGUACCGAUCUUCGAACAAAAUAAAUACAUAACGAAAAUGGAUUAUUCGCCGUUGGCUGGAGGAUUUGCAAUAGUUUUCAACGAUGGUAGAGCAGCUGUUUUGACAGCAUCCACUCUGAAAUUCGAUCCUAAUCAAGUACAAGGUAUCUGGGCGCCUAACAUCGAAGAUGCAUCGUGUUGCUCGACUAACCACAGAUAUCGAUUGAUAGCAUUUGGUCGUAAAAAUUCCGAAGCAAUCGUUUACACAAUCGACGAGCAAACCGGCGGACUGGAAAUUUCACAUACGUUGGUUGUUUCUAGCCACGUGUACCCUGGCGAAGUAGGCCCUGUCGAAUGCAUGGAAUGGUCGCCCGAUGGUCGUGCCUUGGCUUUAUCCUGGAGCACUGGUGGAUUUUCAAUAUGGAGUACUUUCGGAGCGUUGUUAGUAUGUAGUUUAGGAUGGAAUUACGGAUUACACGUGGAUUUAUCUAAGAAUAAUCCACUUUUAAUUACGUCCAUGGAAUGGUCUACCGAAGGCUAUUACUUAUGGAUGAUUAACAAACCUACUUCAACUGAAGUAACCUCAGUUGCUCAAGAGUCAAUUAUUCAGUACGAAUUCUUGAAAAGUGCCUUAACAGCUAAUCCUUGCAUGAGCCACCAAACACAUUUAUUCUUGCAAGGUGCUGAUAAAUUAUACGUCAACUUGGGAUCAGGAGGAUUAACUAAAGUAUACCAGAUGUCUAAACCUUCGGAUUCGAGUAGAGAUCGUGUUACUGUUACCAGUACUUUAGUUGAAAGUAAACAGUGGGUAAUAAUACCUGUGCCAGCUACUUAUUUAUCGACCACUUGGCCCGUUCGUUAUGCCGCUAUAGAUAACGAUGGUAAAUUUAUAGCUGUUGCUGGAAGAUUCGGUUUAGCUCAUUAUUCAAUGAUUACCCACAAAUGGAAUAUAUUUAGAAAUGAAACGCAAGAAAAAGAUAUGGUUGUUUCCGGCGGUCUUCUGUGGUGGAGAUCCUGUAUCAUCGCUGGAUGCUACAGUGAACCCGAUGAUCAAGAUCAAAUUCGAAUUUAUCCCAGAGAACCUCAACUUUCAAAUAGGUAUAUGACAGCUGUGGUCUUGAGCAGUCAGAUUUUUCUGAUUGAUUCUUUAUGGGAUAAAUUAAUCGUAUAUUGCGCCGAUGGUAAAUUAUCCAUGUACAGUAUGAGUGUUCUAGAAACACAUUCCUCCGGUAACGUGGUCGUCGAUAUCGAAUGUAUUCAAAUGAUCGAUAUUUCGACGCUGCAUAUCCAUCCAGCUUGUGUCAUUUCAGUGACUUUGACCGCUUUAAAAUCAGAUCCUAGACAUUCCGAACAAAUAAGAAAUAAUAGUUUUAUAUUGAACGUUAGCGGGCGUCUAUUUUUAGUGAAUCAACAAGACGAAAUAUCCGAAAACAAUCACGUCAUUCCAGCGCCUAUUUUAUUAGCUUCGUGCGUUGAAAACGUUUGGGUUCCUAGUAAAUCGCGUAAAGAGAAACCUCAUCUUACUGAAGCUCUGUGGUUAUUCUGUGGAUCACACGGAAUGAAAGUUUGGUUGCCAUUGUUUCCAAAAGAUGGAAAUAAUUCUCAUACUUACAUGUCAAAAAGAAUCAUGUUGCCAUUUAAAUUGAAGAUUUAUCCUUUAGCCAUUUUAUUCGAAGAUGCUAUAUUACUGGGAGCUGAAAAUGAUACCACGUUGUAUUCUUCGGAUCCCAAUUCGAUAUUUUCCCUUCCAUUCAACAUAUUAGAAAGAACGAGCCAAGUGUAUUUGCAUCAAGUACUUAGACAACUAAUUAGACGUAACUUGGGAUUCCAUGCUUGGGAAGUGGCCAGAUGCUGUGAAAAUUUGCCAUAUUUUCCUCACUCGUUAGAGUUACUUUUACACGAGGUAUUGGAAGAAGAAGCCACGAGUAAAGAACCGAUUCCAGACGCUCAGUUACCAAGUGUUAUUGAAUUUAUUCAAGAAUUCCCCGUGUAUUUGAAAACAGUUGUGCAAUGUGCCAGAAAAACCGAAAUCGCAUUAUGGCCAUAUUUAUUUUCAGCUGCUGGAAAACCGAAAGAUUUAUUCCAAGAAUGUUUAACCAAAGGACACUUGGAGACGGCGUCUUCGUAUUUAAUUAUUUUACAAAAUUUGGAAUCUUCGUCGGUCAGUAGACAGUACGCUGCGUUAUUAUUGGACGCGACGCUAGAGAACGAGAAAUGGGAACUUUCUAAAGAUCUAGUUCGAUUUUUCCGCGCUAUUGAUCCCAAUGACACAGAUAAUCGUACCAAUGCACCUGGAAAGCUCAACUGUAGCACUCAAACUCCAACAGUGCAGCCGAACGAAGAAGAUUUAUCGUAUUUAUUGAGCUCUGUGCAGGUCACUCGAGGUCGUAGUUUUAGCACAGCAACGCAACCUAAAGUUGAAUCAGUUGGUACUAAAUCGGUCACCGGUCAUUCUAGUUCGAGUAGUCGAAGUCAAAGUAGAAAAAAAUCAGCUCCUUCGUUUUCCAAACCGGAUAAAAAUCAAGAGUCGAAUACUCCUCGAGAAGAAUUCUUCCUCGAUGUUAUACUUCAGAGACACGCCAGAAGAUUGCUCACGUCGAAUCGUCUCAAAGCAUUGGGAUAUUUCGCAGCUCAUUUAGAUUUCAGGCUGGUCGAAUGGUUGCAUCGAGAACGCGAAUCGGCUGCUCGAGUUGAUAAUUUCAUAACCGCGCUGAAAGACUUGCAUUCCGAUUUUUCGUGGCCAUAUCCCGUCAUUUCGCAGCCGUUGAAUAAUUUCUCCCACAGGAAGAUGUCGUCGUCUAUCUCCGGUGGACCUUCUUUAUUGUUCGAAAAACCGCAAACGUUUUCCGUUACCCAGAGUAAUGAUUUGAACAGCGCAGUGGGUGAUAGCGGUUAUAUGAGUUGUCAAGAUCAUUUACCACCUCGAACUCAAGACGUAGGCUUACAAAUUCAACCCCACGUUUUCGAUGUUCGUAGUGUUAUCAGUGAAGGAGACGAAGCGGCUUGGUGGGCAGAAGAAGAACAUUGUUCGACGGAUAGUUGGAGUGAAAUACCUUGCGUUCACUUAUUGGAGAAAUUUUCGUCGGAAUCUCCUCGAGGGUCAAAUAAGGCUGAUGUGCAAUUAAGGUAUUUAUUACAGAUUUUCAUGGAAGCCGGAUGUCUAGACUGGUGCUUAUUGAUGUCUGUAUUGCUUCGCGACGUGCUCGCCAUUCAUCGAGUGAGUAACGCUGCUCGAUCGCCUGAUCAAAGUCACGAAGCAGUGGUCCGACUAAGAGAAGGAUUUUUAGCGUUGUUCAAUUGGAGUAACGCGGAAUGCAACGGGUACCAGCCGUUAAUGGUGGCGUGUCAAUCUCAAGUAUCCGUAUUGAACAAAUUACUAGCUACUAAACAACGUAAUGUGACGCCGCCUCCCCUGCCCAGUCCUGCGGUCAGAUCGCGAACACUUAGUUCGAGUUUCGAAUCAAACAAUCAUCAACAUACGCUUACCAAUCAAGUAUCCAAUACCUCGGUUCAUGGACCAUCUUCGGAAAUUUCUUCGUCAUUAGACGAAGUGAAUUAUUCUUCGUUGAACGAUAGUAAAACUAACGACGAUAACGUCUCCAUUGCUAGUCAAAAAUCAACAUCUUCUUGCAUUAUUAAUUGAAAAUUACAAUUUUUUUUUUCGUUGUGAAAAUUCUUCGAUGUAGCAAAUUUUUAUUCCUGAUUCGUUAUUUGUAUAAAUUAUUGUUUGUUGUGCUGAAAUUUGCACCGGUUCUUCGAACGAGGUGAAUUUCAAAAAAUAUCGAAUUGUUACGCGUAGAAUAUUCUACGUGUGUUUUUUUGUAUGUAUGUACUAUGUUUUAUGUUAUAGAGUAAUGUUAUUAAUAUCGUCGUUAUAUUAUUUAUUAACCCGUGUCGUACGCAUUUGCGUAUUUAAUGUAAGUGUUAUGUCAUUUACGAUGAUUUCUUUGAGUUUUGUGUCAUUGACGUGUUAUCUGUUUUCUAGAAAAUUUUUGAAUUUAAAGAAAUUUGGAUCUGUGUCAGGUACCUACCUAUUUUGUUUCAGUCAAAUUUCAGAUAGUUGAUUUGUUGCGUUUUGCUAUGUACCAUCAUCAUUAUCAACGCCAUAUUUUGUAUUCAUGAGAAAAGUUUAAAUAAGUGUGUAAUUACUUUAUGUAAGUUUUGUUGAAAUAAUUUAUUUUUAAUUGAUAUCAUGUUGUUUUGCAUUUAAUUAAUGGCGGUGUACUGUACGGAAUAAGCUCAGCGUUAAUUAAUGAAUUACCUACCUAUUACGUAUUAGAAUGUUUUGUACUGUAACACUUAAGAUAUUUUUACACGUGAAUAGUUAUUGUUCUUUUUUUAAAUAUAUAUUUUAUUAAUCGUU